Molecule: messenger RNA, 1228 nt
Organism: Hordeum vulgare subsp. vulgare (domesticated barley)
Lineage: Eukaryota; Viridiplantae; Streptophyta; Magnoliopsida; Poales; Poaceae
Product: protein BIG GRAIN 1-like
Exons: 1
Coding region: 1-987 (328 amino acids)
Biological process (GO): auxin-activated signaling pathway
Source: RefSeq, a predicted model, not a curated record
AUGGACAUGAGGUGGGCGCCGGCGCCGGCGCGGCCCAGGGCGCCAAGGCGGCCGGCCGACCAGCCGUCCUUCUCCUCCACGCUGCUCGACGCGAUAUGCGACUCCAUGGACGGCCCCGAGGCGAGAAGCGCCACGGCGGCAGCGAGGGCGCCGGCUGCGGCCAGGAAGCAGCAGGAGGCCGCCCUGCAUUACUACUACUAUAAGCCCGCCUUGGCCGCCAGCCACCGGGCGCGCGGCGAGGCGCCGACGCAGGGCGCCGCGGCCGCGGACUUCUCCGGCCGAGGGUACUUUUCCUCGUCCGAGGUGGAGUGCUCCCUCGGCCGCCUCAACCGCAUCCGCACGUCCGGCGCCGCGGCACCGAGGCAGAAGCAGCAGCAGCAGCAGCAGCAGCCCGCACCGGAGAAGACGGCGAGGACAAAGAAGCCGGCGGCCGCCACCAGGCCGGCGUCCCCCGGCGCGCGGCUCGCCAGCCUGCUCAACUCCAUCUUUGCCGGGAAGCGUCAUUCGGCUCAGCGGACGGCCCCGACGGAUCAGGAGCCCGCGUGCUCCACAGCGCCGUCGUACGCGCGGUCCUGCCUGUCUAAGACGCCGCCGCCGUCCGGGGCGCGGGCGAGCCGGAGCCGGAGUACUCGGACCGUGAGGUUCCUGGACAUUGACGGUGAACUGGCCGUGGCCGCCGCGGCAGUGGGACGCUGCCGCCGAAUUCCGGUGGUAGAGGUGGAGGAGGAGCUGCUCCGGCCGGCGGACGUGGAGGCGCACAUCGACGGCGGCGAGAAGAGCAGCGACGCGAGCUCCGACCUGUUCGAGCUCGAGAAUCUCGCGGCCACGGCUUCGGAGAGCGGCCGGUGGGAUCGCGACGGAUCGUACGGUAAUGAGCUGCCGGUAUACGGGACCACCGGAGCUGGCCUCCACCGUGGCAUUGCCCAUCCCCGCCCGUACGAGUAUGGACCGUAUGGUCUUGGUCGAAGUUGUAGAAAGGUUGUUUGAUUUCGAAUAAGUAGAGGGUGCUCACUGUUAAAUAGUCUAUAAUUGCUUCUUAAUAUAGUUUUUGCUCCUAAUUUCCAGGAUUGUAUUGUGGCUGAUUUGUAGCUAAUUAGUCACUACACUUUGCACAUGUGUAACUCCAUGUAGCAUAUAAUUGUUCCUUACUAGCUUUGAUGUUCGAGAUUGUUUAGCUCAUCCUCUUUACGAAGAAACAGAAUGUGGAAUAAAAAAAUAUUGUGGAGUA